Molecule: messenger RNA, 3782 nt
Organism: Bursaphelenchus okinawaensis
Lineage: Eukaryota; Metazoa; Nematoda; Chromadorea; Rhabditida; Aphelenchoididae
Source: the annotation of a GenBank genome assembly
AUGGCUUCAAACCAACCUGAAUCCAAUCCAAGCACGUCCAAGUAUGCCAUUGAAUGUCCUCCUGAAUGCCCAAUAGACUUCUUUGAUUAUGAUGGUACAGAACAUUCGAUUCCGUAAGUUUUUAAAUUUUUGGCGUUGGUUUUUAGGUAUACUUCCUAACAUUUUUAGGUUUUUUCCUUACCAAUAGGACUAAAACAAUACAUUAUUUAAGUAUAUUGAAACCUGUUUUCUAAAUAUUGUCUUUUACCUUUAAAAAACACACUUUUAGCUUUCAAAAACGUAUUUUUAGAAAAGCCAAGUUUUCGGAUGUGAUAUCAAGGAAUGCGGAGAAGAUCCAGUGGCGGAAUAUUGUUGGCCAAAUGACAUUACUCGACUUGUACGAUGAUCAAGACAGCCCCGCGGUGAAGGAGGCUAAAAAAGUGAUACAGACGGCUCAAGCCGUGAAGGAACAGGUCAAGGAGAAGGUCGAACCAACGGCUGGACCAUGGGCUUCUGUGGCCAAGUGUCUGUAGUAUGUUUGUUGAUGUUAUUAUGAAUGUUUUUUAAUAUGGUAUUUUAUAUUAACUAUGAGUUAAAUAAGGCUAUAUUAACCAUAAAUAAAAUAGAGUUUCAAAUUUUAGUCAAUCAAUGCAAGAGGUAGAUGUACUGCUGGAUGUAUUACGGAUUUCGAAAACAAAGUAUUUGAAACCAGAACAACUGGCAGCUUUCAUACCUGAAGAUAUUCCGGCUGAAACUGCUCAAAAAGUCAAGGCUUUUAACCUUGUAUCAAGACGAAAGGUAGGGUAACAUAAAAAAUAAAAACAGGUAACAAGGUAGUAUUCUAAACUGAAAAUCUUGUCAAAAAAUACUAAAAUCGAGAGUAUUAUGUUAAUUAAAGACAUUUGUUUAAAAUUUCGAUGUUUAGGCUUUCGACGAAGCGAAGAAGCUGCUGGAAAUGUUCAAAGCCAACAGCAAGGACACGCAUUUCAACACGGAAAAGUCUCAAUUCUUUGAUGAAUUGAAAAGAAUGAGAGAAAACUGGAGGAUACGAAAGGUUAACGAACUUAUUUUUGGCGAUCUUGGAUACCGGAUAUGUAAGUUAAUAUAACAAUGACAUUUUGAAUAUAAGUUACAAAAAACGAGAUAUUACCAUAUAUUUUAGUCCUAUUAAGUUAUUCACAUAAUGCUGUGCCCUUUAAAAGUAAAAUAUACGGGGUUUGGGGGCACAGAUUUAUGUGAACAACCUAAUAUAAUAUAAGCUAAAGGUAUACAUUUAGCUUUAUAUAAAAUUUGUUUCAGACGGUCCCAAGUUCCAACAAGCGGAAAUGUUUGACAUUCUUUGGAGCCCAAAGUUGGCCAAUCAGUCUGGCAAAGGCUGUAUGCAAAUUCAGGUACCUAAGAACCUGCAACGAAGGACCAAGUUGGCGGUUUCUAUAGUGAAAGGUAAACAACUUCAAAUAUUCAAUUAACGAUGUAGUUAUAAAAUUAUGUAGUCAUAAGUUUGUGGUUUUUAGAUGACCAAGAAAACCAUGACUUGAUCUUCUCAAAGGACUCCUUCAACGCCUAUGACUCGAACUCGAUGGAUGUACCAUGGGAAGACGCAUUGGAAUGGGCUCAAGAAAGUCUGAUAUGCAAGGAUAUCUUUACUCAGGUAACAUGUUAUAAUAUUUUAAGUUUUUAAUGCUACACGUCAAUGUAGUUCUUAAACUGCUUUACGCCAAGAUAGUGAUUUGAUUAAAAUUCUGUGCCCUUCAACUCCGAAAAUUUGCUUUGAGAAGAAGCACAAAAUUAUUUGAACAACUUACAAGGAAAGUACCCUACCUGCUCAGAAUCAGCUAAAAAUUUUUAUAUGAAUACUUCGUACUACCAAUAGUACCCAUAAAAAAUUUUGGCUCGCGCUUUUGAGUUUCAAAUUUAAGUUAUUUGGGUUUUCCGCCAAUUUGCCAUUGUGUUUCAAGCACUUUUUUCGACUUUCCAGCCAAUCUACACUUACAAAUUUAAAAAUGUAGGUUCAUUUAAAGGUUUUCUAUUAGUAUAUCAAAGAAAAAUUAUUAAAAGUCAGAAAAUGACAAAGUUACAAGCUUGAAACACAAUGCCAAGUUGGCGGGAAAUUCAAAACGUAAUUUUUUAAUCUUUAUUUUCUCGGGAUUUCCUGGAAAGCGCGAUUUAGUACUUUGCUGAACAUCUUAUAUUUACAUGUUGUUUCUAUAUAAAAAGUUUGAAGUCAAUUAGAGCGGGGCAGGUGGGGCACUUUCUUUGUUAAUAGUUUUGAAUUAUCUGGAAAUGGUUAAAAUUGAAACUCACUUUUUAUGUGAUGAAGAUAAGGACCGUAUUUUAACGAAUUUCACUUUAGCUGAUCAAAGAAGCGGUGACCGAAAGUCAUAUUUGUAUUGUCACGGACAAGACGCUUAUUGUAUGUUUAUCGGAUGGAAUGUUGCUGAAGUUUGGGAUGCAUUACUUUCCGUUUCAAGUAAGUACAACAUCAAAUAAAAUAUUUAUUUUAGAUGAGUAGCAAGUUUUAUGGUUUAAUCAUGUAGCUGUAAAUGGACUUUAAUAUAAAAUUUUUUAGACAUGACCUAUCAUAUUUUAUAUACAUGAUUUGUCUUAUUUAAAUAAAAAGAAACGUUAACUGGUGAUCUAAAAUAAUAUUUUUAAGGCCGGUGACUUACCAGAACUGGGUGAUCCAUAUCUUAACGUCAAUCUUCGUGAGUUGUUUGUGUCAGAUUUGGUUAAACCAAGAUAUCGGCCUCAAAGGUUCGUCGGAGCUCCGUUGUCACAACUUCAAGACGCAUUGGACCUUCGAGGAUCUCAAGGUGUAGCUUCCGAUGAGGUAAAUAAUAUGUGUCUAACUUAUUAAAAACGUAUCUUUGAUAAUGAAAUUAUUGUAAUUACUUUUGAACAAAGAAUAAUUUUUCAAUUAAAGUUCAUCAAAGCAUAUUAUUAUAGAUAAAGACCCGCACUUUUCCCCCGAUACCCCUACUCGCUCGCAUGAUUAGGCGAGCUGAACACUACAUGUUGGUCGACAGAGUGGUGGAAGUGCUGAACAUGCACAUGCUGACUCGAGAUGACCCAGCACUAACGUGGAGAUGGCUGAGAACGACGCCAACUUACUCUGUCAUCCUCGGUCAUUUGCAGAAUCGACCAGACAGUCACGGUAAAAUGCUAUUCAACAUUAGAAUUGGCAGUCACGACGUUGUGGUAACGACCAAAGAAAACAUGGUGAUACAGUGCUACAGACAGUCAAAUCUACUGGCGCAAGCUAUUCAUACUUUGGUAAGCGGAUUUCGAGUUUAUAUUCAUCAUAAUGAAUGUUUUACAGAACUUUUGAGCUUCCAUGUUUAAUAUAAUGUUGUAUUUUAGGCGUCAAACUGCCAGUUAUACUCCACAUCAAAUUUUGCUCGCCAAUUUGGAUGGCAAGUGCUUCAUGCCAAUAGUAACGCGUACAACUCUGAAGGAGUACCUUCACCCACCUUAUAUUGUUGUAACCAGAGCUCUACAAAGUAAGAUUUUUGUAAAACACGUGUAUAUCAUAUAAAUAUUAAAACUUAAUCUUUAAUCUACAAGUACACCAUAAAAUUUUAUGCUAAUUUUUUAGACGUCUAUUCAUCGAAUUCUCGGCCGACUAUAGAUCACCAAAGGUCUUCAUAAUGACAGAACCAGUCCUCGAAGACGAUCAAAGAGCCUUGGAUGAGAUGGACACGGAAGAGUUCCUCAAACUGUUCAAGAUAGUCAACUUGAACAGGGUCCCCGGCUCGAACUUCAUGAAAAAGAUCGAAGGAAUUCUCACAAUGUUCCGAAUUUAA